Musa acuminata AAA Group (dessert banana) is the source of this 4068-nucleotide messenger RNA. RefSeq names its product protein CHROMATIN REMODELING 35. The transcript has 9 exons. Lineage: Eukaryota; Viridiplantae; Streptophyta; Magnoliopsida; Zingiberales; Musaceae. The coding region runs from base 608 to 3655 and encodes 1015 amino acids. Gene Ontology annotation, molecular function: ATP-dependent chromatin remodeler activity; ATP binding. Gene Ontology annotation, biological process: gene silencing by siRNA-directed DNA methylation. The record is from RefSeq and is a predicted model, not a curated record.
UGACCUAAGAACCUGGAACGAUUGAUUGGCAGCACGGAAAGAGACAAUGGCUUUUGUGGUGCUGAUCAGGCGGCAUCUCUGUAGAUCUUGAGGCCGCGCCGUGAGGGCAGAGAGGUCCUCGUUAAACCCUUGACCGAUUGCCCUCUCGUCUGUUGUGUUCUCUUCGAUCAUUCUUCUUCUGCAUUUUCCGGACCACGAUUUGGACAGCUACCCCAAAUGGGGUAAAUGUUCUAAGCACAUUACCUAAUCACUGUGAGAGACCACUAUUUCUCUCUCUGUUUUGGUUUUCUUUCUGUUGUCAUUUGGACAGCUACCCUAAAUGUGGUAAAUGUUCUGAGCACAUUACCUAGUCACUGCGAGAGACCACGACGAACGACGGCGACGACGUUCUGAGCACAUUACCUGUUCUUGUAUCGGGCGACGACGUCUUCCUCUCCGUCGGCAAACGGCAGUAUCUUCCUUCGGCGAGAGGCUUCCGUGCGAUCUCCGGCGGGCUCUUAUUCGGGCACCUCGGUGCACUUGGGCGAUCGCUAGCAACUCAGGUGUUUUGCCACCUUGGCACCAAUUAGUUCCUAGCAUCUUUGACUACACUUGACUACACUGAGAGAUGCAUUUUCAAGGACACAAGAGGAGGAAAAUUAACAAUGAGGAUAGCAACGAUAAUUGCAUAUCAAAUUUGAAAACUCCACCUCUUAACUAUGGAAAGAUUGGAGGCUCUUCUAAGGUUAUUGACUACUCAAAUGAUUUUGCUUUAACCAAUUUUCUGGAAAGGUUAGAAGAUGGUAAGUAUGGGAGUGUAACCAAAGAAUAUGAAGCUCUUCAUUCUCAGAGGAUGCAGGUAAUCAAUUUUUUAUCUGCGUUACAGCCAAGUAUAGCAUCUAGAACUUUUCAGGGUGGUGGAAGCACUUCUGCUAAUUUAUCAACAAGGCAGAAUCAGAUGAAGUCAGGUCAACAUGGUGAUAACUUAUCUCAUGAUAUAAUCGAUCUGGAAGUUGAUACCAUGGAAGGUGCUGCUAACCCUGUCAGAAUACCUGUAGAACAGACACAUGAUGCUGUUGGGAAUAUCUCACUACAUUCCAGUGAUUUUGAGUCUGUAACGUGGAAGGGAAAGUCAGAUGCUGCACGUGGCCCAUUGAAUACACCCCCAGUAGAUGAAGACAACAAAGAGGAAACCACAGUCAUAAUUGUAGAUUCAGACGAAGAAGAUGCAAGCCAUCAAGGCAAAACAAAAUAUGAUUGCCACCCUGAUCAUGAGGUCUUGGAAUUUGGAGCGUCACUGGCAAGUCAAAUCCAGAAGCACAUAUCACGAGCCAGCAAGUUAGCACAAGAAGUUAACUUGUAUCAACUAGUUCCAUAUGACCAAGGAAUUGGAAGAUCAGUGUGUACUACUAAUUUUAAACCAAACUGGCAGCCUUCUGUUCAUUUUGAAAAGGUGGUCUUACAGACAGUCGAUGAGAAGCAGCGUUUUCAAGAUGUUGUUGAUGAAAAGAAUAUGGAAAUGAGAUGUGAGAGACAAGCUGCUGAAGCUCCUAAUGUAGUAAAGACUCUGUAUUCUAAUGCUGAAAUGAAUAAAGAGAAUGAAUGUGAUGGCAAUCCAAAAUUUGUUUCCUCUACGGCAAUCGAAGAUAUCUCAUCAGGCAUGGGAAGCCUUUAUGAAGUUGACAAAGUAUCAUCACAAAGUGAUGGUCUGGAAGAUCUUUGGAAAGACAUGUCAUUAGCAAUGGAAUAUUCAAAGAUUGAUACAUCAGAUGAUCAAGCACUUGUGCAACAAGAAGAAGAAUGUAACCAUUCGUACUUGCUCCAAGAUGACUUUGGCCUUGUUUGUCGUAUUUGUGGAGUUAUUCAGAAGAGGAUAGAUACAAUAUUUGAUUUCCAGUGGACGAAGGGCUCACGUGCAACAAGGACAUACUUGACUGGACCAGGGAACUCCAAGGAUCUAGUGGCUCACUACUCUGGCCUUGAAGUUUCAGAGGAUGAUUUUAUUGCUGCCGAAUUAUCUAUUCAUCCAAGGCAUCUGAAGCAAAUGAAGCCGCAUCAGCUAGAAGGCUUCAAUUUCUUGGUUAAGAACUUGGUUACAGAUAAACCAGGAGGAUGUAUUUUGGCUCAUGCGCCGGGGUCUGGGAAAACCUUCAUGCUUAUAAGCUUCAUCCAGAGUUUCUUGGCUAAGUAUCCAUUGAAGAAGCCUUUGGUUAUCCUUCCUAAGGGUAUUUUGCCUACAUGGAAGAAAGAGUUCCAACGGUGGCAGGUUGAGGAUUUACCCAUCUAUGAUUUCUACUCCUCUAAAGCUGAUAACAGAUCUCAGCAAUUGGAAGUGUUAAAGCUUUGGCAAGAGAAUAAAAGCAUUCUUUUUUUGGGUUAUAAACAAUUUACGAAUAUCAUUUAUGAUAAAGAAAACAGCAAGGUCUCUGCUGCAUGUCGGGAAAUGCUGCUGAAAAUCCCCAGCCUUCUGAUAUUGGAUGAAGGCCACACUCCAAGAAAUGAGGACACAUUCGUGCUUGAUUCACUUGCAAAGGUGCAGACUCCUCGAAAAGUAGUACUUUCAGGAACCCUAUUUCAGAAUCAUGUUAGGGAGGUCUUCAAUAUUUUGAAUCUUGUGCGCCCUAAGUUUUUGAGGAUGGAGACUUCCCGAGUCAUUGUCAAGCGAGUCCUAAGUAGAAUAUAUAUAUCAGGAGGUAGAAAGCUCUCUAAGAGUAGUGUGGACAACGCUUUCUAUGAUUUGGUUGAGGAAACACUGCAGCAUGAUGAGAAUUUCAAAAGAAAAGUUACUGUUAUACGAGACCUUCGAGAAUUAACCAAGGACGUUCUUCAUUAUUAUAAGGGUGAUUUCUUGGAAGAGCUGCCUGGUCUCGUGGAUUUCACUGUCCUCUUGAACCUCAGUGCUAAGCAAAGAGUGUAUGUUCAAAAACUUGCCAAGUUUGAGAAGUUCAAAAGAACCUCUAUGGGUAGUGCUGUCUAUAUCCAUCCUCACUUGUAUGACACAGCAGAAAAGGCUUCUGGGGACAGGGUCGCAUUUUUCAACGAUGAUAAGAUCGAUAGCUUGUUAGAAUCUCUUAAUAUCAGAGAUGGGGUUAAAACAAAAUUUUUCCUCAACAUUUUGUCUCUGGCUGAAUCCGCUGGAGAGAAACUACUUGCUUUCAGUCAAUACAUUCUACCUCUAAAAUUUUUGGAAAGGCUAAUAGUUAAAACCAAGGGUUGGCAUUUAGGAAAAGAAAUUUUUAUGAUAUCUGGUGAUUCGACUUCUGAGCAAAGAGAGUGGUCGAUGGAGCAAUUUAACAACUCCCCUGAUGCUAAGGUUUUCUUUGGUUCAAUCAAGGCUUGUGGGGAAGGCAUCUCACUUGUAGGUGCAUCUAGAGUUGUGAUCUUGGAUGUUCACUUUAAUCCAUCUGUCACCCGCCAAGCUAUUGGGCGUGCAUUUCGGCCUGGCCAGCUGAAGAAAGUAUAUAUUUACAGGUUAGUUGCAGCUGAUUCUCCGGAGGAGGAAUUUCAUUAUACCUCCUUUAGCAAGGAGUUCAUCUCAAAGAUGUGGUUCGAGUGGAGUGAGUAUUGUGGCCAUCAGAACUUUGAGUUAGACGAGGUUGAUUUGGCUAGCUGUGAAGAUUUGUUCUUGGAAAGUCCUAUCAUAGGAGAAGAUAUCAAGGCGGUGUACAGAAGGUGAUUCUUUGGCUGAUGCGUGGGAGAGCAUACGACAGAUUGUAGGAUCUUCAGAUGGUCUGACAUUGUCUUCAUGGUACUUACUGGUCACAUUAUGAACUCUCCCUUUUCAAGAUACAUGUAAGAGUUUGACUUGUUGGCUGUUUGAAUCGACUGCAAAGCUACUAGAGAGAUGAUCGGUGCUGGCGUUCUACUUCUCUUGAUGAUGUGUAAAAAAGAUGUGUUCAUGGUUGCUGAUAUCUGUUUUGUUCUUGUUGGUGACUGUUUGUCAUCGAGAUGCAUUAAUACUAUCUACCAUUUUGUUGAGUGUGCUGUUGAGCUCGCACUGUAGAUGUUUUGGGAUCAAUAGCCCCUCUAAAUGCAAGACAUGUAUAUAAAAUGACCUGUCAAUGGUUAAUGCCAAAUAUUUUGAUACAA